AGCGCAUAUAAAUAUUAGGUCUACCCGAAGCGUCUCAUUAAGUCUCGAGAAAUUUCAUUUACUUUUUUGCGUCAUGCGCUUUACCUCGGCCAUCUUUGCAGUCGUGCUCAUAACGUGCACGUGUCAGUCACAAGGAAACAUCAACGUCACAGCUCCAACAAGCAAUGGGAAUGUGGCAAAUUCAACCGAGCCCAGCACCGAAGGAACCACCAAAAGCACCGCUGCAACAAACCAUGAGCAAGCGCCAACAGCAGCUGAGUCUCAUUCCGGUUCCACCAAAAGCGCAAAUUCUGCAAACAAUGAGCAGGCGCAAAUAGCAGCUGAGUCUGAUUCCGAUUUCUCAGUGAGAAAGGGUAAACCGUACACGCUAGUGACAGUGGCAUCAAGUGCAAUGUCCGUAUUUGGAGCUCACUGUUUUUAAAGAAGCAAGCGCAUAAAUAUCUGACAUAGUAUGCUGAAAUAACCCAAUUCCUACCUGAUUUGGCCUUUAAUGACAAUUGUAACGUUGACAACAUAUAGAAAGCAAAUGGAUUAAUGUUUGCUUUUAACAAAUGUUUCAAUAUAACCGCCCUAUACAUUUUUU
This is a messenger RNA of Dicrocoelium dendriticum, 583 nucleotides long. NCBI's taxonomy places the organism in Eukaryota, Metazoa, Platyhelminthes, Trematoda, Plagiorchiida, Dicrocoeliidae. The record is from the annotation of a GenBank genome assembly.